AUGACACCCCCACCAUACCUUUACCACGCCCUCCUCAGGCCCUCGAUUCUCCAAAUCCUCCGCGCAGCCGGCUACCACGGCGCCCGCACCUCAGUUCUCGACUCAGUAACAGACAUGGCCGCCCGCUACCUGGACGCGCUCUGUCGGCUCACAGCCGCCUUCGCCGCACACAACAACGAAGAGUCCCAGACGGGCGAGCUGGUACCAACAAUAGUCGACGUGCGCAUGGCUCUCCAGCAGAUCGGCGCUUUGUUGCCCGAGAAGUCGGAGCUGGAACAAAUGUACAACGGCGUAGAGGACACCCGGGGUGUGGACGCGUUCGUCGCGUGGGCAGCGGGCCCGGUCAACAGGGAGAUCAAGAGGAUAGCGCUUGACGGUAGUGACGAGGCGACUGAUUAUCUCAAUGCUCUCAAACUAAAACACAGCAAAAACGACGAUGACUCCCGCUACACGGGCUCGCUCCUCGGCAAAUGCAUCGACCACGGCCACGUCGAAGUGGAAGGCGGCAAAUACCACAGCAUCUCGGUAUGGGAGGAGAAGAUGAAGGAAGCCGCGCGACGACCGACAACACCACCACCACCACCACCACCACCUCUUGAAAAGCCAGAGGCCGGCAUCAAUGGCGACAGGGAAGAUUCACGCCCACCUAGUUCGGGGCUGAGUUCGAUUGGGGACCAGAGCAUAGGCGAUAUAAUGGACUUGGAGUGA
Molecule: messenger RNA, 708 nt
Organism: Sordaria macrospora k-hell
Lineage: Eukaryota; Fungi; Ascomycota; Sordariomycetes; Sordariales; Sordariaceae
Molecular function (GO): protein heterodimerization activity
Source: RefSeq, a predicted model, not a curated record